GCUUAGCUGCGAACGUAUUUAUUUUAGACACCGGCAUGCCUCGGCUCAGUCCACAGUCCUCCGAUCAGCUAUCGUUGUUGUGAUUGUGAUUUAGUACUCUAAUUAAAGCGAAUAAAGUUGAAAAUGUCCGCGUCACCAAUAGCAAGACAGGCGACGCACAGUCAAACCAUACCCACGAGGAGGGUACUCAUCACAGACCCUGCUCAGAUGCCAGAUGUAUAUUCCAGCACACCAGGCGGCACCAUAUACUCUACCACACCUGGAGGCACUCGUAUAGUUUACGAAAGGUCUUUUAUGAUGUCGUUACGUCAUUCGCCGAUCUCAAAAACGCCUCCAAGCUGCUCUCUACCCGCUGCCAUGUUGAAGAACCCCCCUCUUGCACAACAGACUCCCACAUCAGUGCAAAAGCCACGAUCUAAUUCCAUCUCCUUCGACGAAUCGCAGGAGACAUUUAGCAUGGAUCUCUAAAUAGGCUUAAGUUAAUUAUAAGUUAUCUUUUUAAAUUUAUCACAGUUUAAAAAGAAUAUUUUGUCGAUCGGAAAUGCUGAGUUAGCUAAAUGAUUAAAAAAAUUGUUAUGAACUAUUGUGAAUAAGGUCUUUUUUUGAUACAUCGAGAUGUACAUAAGGCGUUGUUUUGUUAGGAUUUUAGGUGUGAGACAAUGCAAUUAAACUUUUAUUAUUACGUUUUCUAUAAAUAAAUACUUAAAUAAAUCAACAAAGUUGCAUAUAUCAACUACGUAGUUUUUUUUGGAUGAGAAAUGAAAAAAAAAAGCAUUUAUUAUUUGUGCAUUAAAAAUGGUAAAAAUCUUACAUGUUUCACUCAAUCGUGCGCUCUUAUUUGCUUCGCACUCGAAAUUAUUAAUAUUUUAUGCAUUCAUUAGAAGUACAUACUAUAAAAUGCUUUUAAGUUUUAUCCACUAUAUUCAAUUCUAGUCAGUUUAUUUCGACGAGAUAUCUGGUCUAUGUUUUACUAAAAUUUUAUUAGUAAUGUCUGUGUAAUCAAGAUCGACAUAGUAUAUAAUAAUUUCGGCUGAAUAAAGUUAACGUGUAAAAAGUUUUUUGUUAAAGUAGUUUCUAUGUAAUGCUUGUUUGAAACGUGAUGGCGUUGUAAUACAUUCCUUUGCCGCAAAAAAAAAAAUAUAAAUAAAAAUCCUAAAAAUGUCACAAUUUUUAAUGGAAUGGAUGUCAAAUGUUUACUUUAAUUAAUUAAAAAAAUACACAUUAUGAAAGCGAAUGUCCUUGUUUGUUUCUUUUUUUUAAUCUAUAAUUAAUAAUGGCAAAGGAGAAAAUGUAAAUACGGCCUAGAUUUAAGUUGCGUAUGACGCACAAUUAAAAAGUAUUUGUCUGUAUUUUUAAGCAAGUGCCAUUAUACUAAAGAAGUUAAUUUUAGGAUAAUUUUCUUCUCUUUAUGGUAUUGCGAAAGUAAUCUCAUUAUCUUUGAGAUAUAAUUUUUAGGUCGCAGUAAUUGUUUCAUAAAUGGCUGUUAUUAACGCAUUAAGUUGACGUUUAAUCAAUAGCGGAAUAAUUAAGUAGUUAUAAAUUGAAUUACAAAAAUAAUUUCAUCUCUUUCUCGCUUGACAAACUAUGAAAUAGAUUUAAUAGGAGAAAGAGAUGGAAAUAGUUUUGUAAAAAUUUUAAUUGAACUGCUAAAUACAAAUGUUAAUUGGUUAUCAGGUUUUAUAAAAUUAUGAAAAUUAAUGUAAUUUUGUAUAACUUUUGUUAUGUGGUUUAUGUGUUCAGUAUCUACUUAAAACCUACAAUAGCCGUCCAAUGUGUCAACUUGUACAGAUGAUAUAUGCUUUAUAACAAAAACAAAGGGGUUGGUACAUGAAUGUCAUUAUUACUUAAAGGGGAAAGGGUGAAUAUUUUAAGCAAACUGGUAUAAAUUUAAAAUGAAAACUAAUGUUUAUAAAUUUAAUGAAUGCUUGUUCAACAUUUGUGAUGUUGGAUAAAAUAUUAUCAACCAGUAACUUACGUAAUUGUCAGUUUUUUUUCUUUAUUUAAUAGUGAUUCAUCCAUUGAUGAUAUUGGUUCAAACAAUAACCAGCCAAAAAAAAUACUACCAGCCAGUAACUUUCUUAGUUGACAGUUGUCAAAUAUUUUUUUAAAUGUAAUGUAGACUCAUGCUAUAUUUUUUUCGGUACAUGUUAAAAUGUAAAUUAUUCUAAAGGUUAAAAUUAAAUAGAUAAGGUUAUCUAAAUGUUGUAAAGCAUUUAUCAAAACUAUCUGAAUAUUUUAUCUUUAUGAUAAUUAAUAGUAAUUUUUUAAAUGUUUUUGAAAUUACAGAUACAAUCGUAUAGUUGUAGAUAAUGUUUCGAAAUAUUCUCGUUGACAAGGUACAUCUUUUGAUUGUUAUAACGUAUUUUGAUAUUACAAUUUAUGAACCACAAAUAAUUACAAAGAAAUAAAAAUAUAUUAAAAUAUUA
This is a messenger RNA of Melitaea cinxia (Glanville fritillary), 2426 nucleotides long. It is a transcript of the gene Thor, whose product is annotated as eukaryotic translation initiation factor 4E-binding protein. The transcript is spliced from 2 exons. Gene Ontology annotation, biological process: negative regulation of translational initiation. Gene Ontology annotation, cellular component: cytoplasm. The coding region runs from base 124 to 468 and encodes 114 amino acids. Gene Ontology annotation, molecular function: eukaryotic initiation factor 4E binding. NCBI's taxonomy places the organism in Eukaryota, Metazoa, Arthropoda, Insecta, Lepidoptera, Nymphalidae. The record is from RefSeq and is a predicted model, not a curated record.